Messenger RNA from Diaporthe batatas, 2494 nucleotides. RefSeq lists its product as uncharacterized. Bases 89 to 1735 code for a protein of 548 amino acids. Lineage: Eukaryota; Fungi; Ascomycota; Sordariomycetes; Diaporthales; Diaporthaceae. The transcript has a single exon. The record is from RefSeq and is a predicted model, not a curated record.
GGACAACGUCACCUCAGCCAGACCCGCAGGGCCUCUUAACCAGGAUCCUGCGACCCCUCGCUGGAUAUAUCAAGAGGCCCUCCAUCAAAUGAAGUGGUGCAAGAAGCUCCGGCGUAAGUUGAAGUCCCCAAAAGCCCAUACGAAGUCGGCAAACAUGACGUCCAAGCUACUCGAGGUCCCGGCGGAGAUCCUGGCGUGCAUCGCCGAUGACCUGGACAUCGAGGACUACGGCAACCUCCGCCUGGCCAACAGACAGGUGCACGAUUACACAUUCCCAUACUUCGCGAAGAAGUUCUUCGACCGCCGGAAAUUCUACCGCGGCCACCUGAGCCUCAGAACAUUACUCUCCAUUUCCGAGUCCCGCCUGGGCCCCUUUCUGGAAACCGUCAUCCUCAGCACUGAGCUGUUAGAGUCCAGCCCGCCGACGGACGCCCCGAAUGUCUCCAUGGAGGCGUGCUACAGGGCAUACGCCGAACAGUCGAGCAUGCUAGCCUGCGGGUGGGACCGCGACACACUCAUCGACGCAUUUCGGAAUCUUCCCAACCUCAAGUCCGUCGGCGUCGAGUCUUUUGACGACAGCGAGAUCUGGGAUCCUGAAGACGGGCACCAGUCGAUCAUAGAUGGAGGCUACGGCCUGAAAACCGUCCUUAGGAGCCUAGGAUACGAGGACGGAAGGCCGCCACGCCAGCCAUCGUCGGAAUCACAAUGUGUCACGGCCGUGCAGACGCUGCUGGGCGCCGUGGCAAAGUCGGGUGCUCGCCCCAAGGGGUUCAGCGUAACAGGGAGCGCGAACGGGUCUUACAUGGGGGGUCACACCUGGGGCGUGGAUGACGACGCCUUUGUUAUCCCCACAUUCCUGGAACAGACCUUGGUGCCGGUCAUCGAGGAACUGGAGGAGCUUAUUCUCGAGGUGAACAACAGGAUUCUCUAUCCCAACCCCAGUGACCCUGCAACAUGCAGGACGUGCCACCUCCGCCGAUUCCUUGGCCUGCCUAAGAAACUAAAGAGACUGCGGAUCGCCCAUCUCACGGGUCAUAUGACGUCGUUUGACAGCCCGGAGGAAAGGGGUCAGUUCUGGCAGUGGCUGGGUUGGAGCCCCAAAGGGAAGGGCAACGCGCUCCCCAACGACGACGAAAGCGAAAGCGAUGAUGAAGAGAACCGGCAGCCGCAGUGGGAAAGGACACCCACAAACGCCGCAAACACCCUGCUAUCGCCGCCUCCAAUCUCCCUCCCACACCUACAGGAACUGUACCUCGACAGCCAAGACAUCCUCCCCGCAAACCUGACGCGCCUCCUCAACAAGGUGUCCCCCACCCUGGUAAGGCUAAACCUAUGCGACCUGAACCUGCGCUACCGGGCCGUAAGGAUGGACGACAGCGAAGACGAGGUCGACCGGGUCGUGGCCGAGGUGAACCGGUGGAUCGAGCUCGUGGGCAGGAUCGCGGCCAUGCCGAUCGACGAGCUGCGCGAGGUCACCUUCGUCGGCUUCGGCGGCCUCGGCGCCUGGCACCUGAACAAGUUUGCCGAUGAGAUCGACGCGACGCCGGACUCGGUGCACUUCAAGGUGCUCAAGAUCGUCGGGGACAACUCAUAUAACGGCCAGGCGGAGUUCUCGUACGCCGGAUCUGAUGUACGCGGGGCGCUGCGGCAGUUGGAAGCUGAUUUGCGUGCCGCACUUCGGGACGGGCGGCACGUGUUUGUUUCGGAGCCGCCCAAAAGGAGGAAUAGCUUCUGAUGUAUUUAAAAGGGCUUUUGGAGUGACGGUUGGGAUUUAGCCUGGGAAUUUUGAACGCAGGGUACGUGUCAUGAUAUCGGCGGGAGAACUAUUGGCGUUCUUGAUCCAAAGUACAGGAUCCACGUGAUAAAAUCACCGUUUGCGUUGCGGUUUUGCCUUACUGUCCAAAUCUGUUCGACAGGCAUGUCCGAUUCAAGUGUGUGCCAGUUGAGAGUGAAUUGUUCCAGACUCAUCCAUCAACAAGCGUUUUCCAGACCCGCACUAUCAUCCAGUGCUUAUUUAGGUGGGUACAUUUCUAGUUACCUACCUAGGUAGGCUUACAUAAAGAGCAUGAAUAUACAUGGGACCAGGAAAACAAACACGAUAGCGCUAGCCGCCUAAGCCUAGAACUGAGGCUUGAGUGGAGUUUUAAGCAGGAACCCUAUACUAUAGUUACUGAUGAUCGUAUUGGAAAUGUAUAAAGCGCCUGCAGCCAUAGCUCCGGUGAUGAUAUUAGCAGACAAGGCGCUGUUGGCUGGAAGUCCCUGGGCUGAGGUGACGCCGCCAGAGACCAGUUGAGAAGCUUUGGCGGCAGCAGUCGUGGGUUUGAUAUCAGUCAUGCCGUUGCUAUGGAUGCACUGCAUAGACAGGAGAACAGUAUUCCUAAGAAGGACGACAAAAUCGCGAGGCCUAUGAUGAAUUAGUCACUUUCUUGGAGGUGGGACCUUCUCACGUCACUCACCCCAGCUGAUUUCGAAUUGAAGUUCAAAAAUUACGCAG